Messenger RNA from Fundulus heteroclitus (mummichog), 3180 nucleotides. It is a transcript of the gene fbxw2, whose product is annotated as F-box and WD repeat domain containing 2. The transcript is spliced from 9 exons. Bases 551 to 1954 code for a protein of 467 amino acids. The record is from RefSeq and is a predicted model, not a curated record. Gene Ontology annotation, molecular function: protein binding. Lineage: Eukaryota; Metazoa; Chordata; Actinopteri; Cyprinodontiformes; Fundulidae.
UUGUCUUACAGGCAAAUAGUUCACAAUAUACUCGAGUGCUUUUAUUGUUACUUCCCAGAUUAUGAAGAAUAGAAUCCAAAAGAGUUUUUUAAAUCACAACUUGCAAAGUGCUUUCGGUGUUCACAGAGUAGUUUCCUCGUGACAAACCCUUUAAGACAAAACGCAGGGAGACACGAGCUUUUAGAGGAGGGUGAUGCGUUUCUAUUAUCGGCUGGUCUUCAUGCUGUCAAAUACUAAUAUCCUUCUCUACCCCCCCUGCAGUUUUUCCUACUUUCAAAAUGUAAAAAAAAGACGUUUAGGUUAAAAACGUCGCGUGUAAAUAGAGCAAAACCAAAUGCACUUUUCACGGUAGUUAGCUCUCCGACGCUAGGAAGCUAUGGUACGUGGACAAUAUAAUUCGCUGGGCAGGUUAGCUUAUGGCAGCUAACUCUGCUAUGCCGUGCAGUGACUAAGCCUGGAGGGUGGUUGAAGAAAAGCUUCCUGCAACUUACAGGAUACUAGAUGUCGCCUUGGACAGCAGGACUGGACGGAACCCUCUUGGCUGACCAACAUGACACUCGUUGGAAAAGGUGUUGCUGGUCAUGUGCCCAUGGACAAAACGGCCUUUGAGGGGUGGCUGGAGUCGGUCUCUGCCACUUUCCUUUCCCUUAAUGACCAGCAGCGGAACCAGUGUCUGGAUCAGCUCAUUUCUCUGAGCGGCGCCGUCCAGCUCCGUCACCUGUCUAAUGGCCUGGAGACGCUGCUGAAACGAGAUUUCCUGCGCCUGCUUCCUCUCGAGCUGGCCUUCUACCUUCUGCAGUGGCUGGAUCCGCAGACCCUGCUCACCUGCUGCUUGGUCUGCAAGCAGUGGAAUAAGGUGAUAAGCUCGUGCACAGAGGUGUGGCAGAGUGUGUGUCGGGAACUAGGCUGGCGGAUCGAUGAAUCCAUUCAGGAUGCAACUCACUGGAAGGGCGUCUACUUAAAGGCUAAGCGGCGUAUGAUGCAGCUGCAGGACCAGGAGGCCUUUGAGACGUCAUCACUGAUUGGCCACAGCGCCCGAGUCUACGCCCUGUACUACAAGGAUGGCCUACUCUGCACAGGGUCUGACGACCUUUCUGCCAAAUUAUGGGACGUGCGAACUGGACAGUGCAUUUAUGGAAUUCAGACACACACAUGUGCCACGGUGAAAUUUGAUGAACAGAAGCUAGUGACUGGGUCCUUUGAUAAUACUAUUGCAUGCUGGGAAUGGAGCACAGGGGCUAAAAUCCAGCAGUUCAGAGGCCACACAGGAGCAGUCUUCAGCGUGGACUACAACGAUGAACUGGAUGUGCUGGUCAGUGGUUCUGCAGACUUUACAGUAAAGAUCUGGUCUCUGUCCGCUGGCGCCUGUCUCAACACUCUCACCGGACACACCGAGUGGGUCACUAAGGUGAUAUUGCAGAAGAGUGAGGUAGAAUCGAUGGUGCACAGUCCUGGUGAUUACAUCCUGUUAAGUGCUGAUAAGUAUGAAAUCAAGGUUUGGCCUUUAGGCAGAGAAAUCAACUGUAAGUGUUUGAAGACGCUGUCGGUGUCAGAGGACCGCAGCAUCAGCCUUCAGCCUCGCCUGCAGUUUGACGGCCGUUACAUCGUCUGCAGCUCUGACCUCGGUGUUUAUCAGUGGGACUUUGCCAGUUUUGAAAUUCUCAGAGUGAUAAAAAUGGAGGACCCAGCCAACCUGUCCCUGCUGGGCUUCGGAGAGGUGUUUGCGCUCCUUUUUGAUAACCACUUCCUGUAUGUCAUGGACUUGAGGACAGAGGCUAUCUCAGGCCGCUGGCCUCUACCAGCCUACAGAAAAUCAAAACGAGGAUCCAGCUUCCUGGCAGGUGUGACCUCCUGGUUAAAUGGCCUGGAUGGGGGCAAUGACUCAGGACUGGUAUUUGCCACCAGCAUGCCCGACCAUAGCAUUCACUUGGUUCUAUGGAAGGAAAACGGGUAGCAAAACAAUGAGGUCGCACCGUGGACGUUUGGCCUGUGAUUUACGACCACGGUCUCUAAAAUAUAUAACUGCCAAGAAAGAUCAUUCAUGGACCAAAGCAUGUUGUCUUCACCUGUUUCUUCCUCAUCAUUGAAGUCCUCCUCUAGAUCUUUAUAUGAACUUUAACUAAUGGAAACUGAAGGCCAGCUCAGAACUGAAUAAAGGUGGUUACCUUUGCGCUAAAAAUGGAUCAACACCUGUUGUGAAAAUACUUCCAUGAAGCCAAAAUGACGACGUCCAAGAAAGCAGAAAAAAAAAACAUUUAGUAACCAAAAUAACAUCCCUAUGUUUUGUAAUAUAUGUAAAUGUUUAAAAGUACAGGAUUAUUGCAUUUUUGCUCUUGGACUAGUUGGCAAAGUGCCAGCGAGAACAUCUGUAGCCGACUAUAGCUGCCAUGUCAGUCCCUGAGCUGACUCCAUGGCACGGUACCUCUGAGCAGGAGUAGGGUUGCCUUAAACUCACUUGCUUUAAAGGGGAACGUAUUUGUUUUUCAGACGGUGUCGAAUCAAGACGGGAAGCUUGUUAAAGCUCGCACCAAGUGUCGCACCAACAGUAGACGAGUGCGUCGGUGUACCACGUAGAACACUGCAAUGCCACUCUGUUCGUUUUAAGGAUAUCUGGUUUAAAUGUCCGCUUGAUAAAUGUGACGUGCCUUUCAGUUCUUUUCAAUAGCUCCAGCAGACUGCAGUUAGGCGAUGACUUUAGCUGUUUUCCAUAUUCAGACCGACUUGGAUGCCUGUACAUUUCUACCUAUAUUCUGGAUAGUUCUUGCUCAGUGUUCCACUUUUCUGAACUGACUGUGUUAAACCUAUUUUUGCGAAAGGCCACAGAGAAUUACACAGGAAAGUUGCUUUGAAUGAGUUUGGUUGGGUCAAACAUUUCUUUUUGAAUUGAUGGUUAUUUAAUAUUACGCCACCUCUGUAGUUUACAGUAAUCUCACUGUAAAUUGACCUUAUCUUACUUUUUUUGUUUCCUCGUCCCGGCAGCACUUAAUUCAGGUAAUCAAAACAAAAAUGUGAGUAUAAUGACUUAAAUACUGUUGGGAAUACUUCUAGGUUUAAUAUAUUUACAUCUAAGUACAUAGUGUUUAUUGUCACAGAGUUUUCUGCCACAUAAUGACAGUUUGAGUCACCUUAAUCUAUCUGCUUCAAUCUUUCUAAUAAAAACUGGUAGUAAAAGUGUUUUUU